AUGCCAAGGCCUGUGGUCUAUCGACUGCGGUCGAAUCUGACAAAUUCCUUCCCCGUCCUUCUUCUCCCCCCACCGCCGCCACCGACCGCGUACUGUAUCGUAGCCCACUGGACGCUCGGGGAGCCCGUGGCGGUAACCGUUGCCCUUGAGAGCGAAGCAGGCGUUCGGGUUCAGCACCCUCACAGCUACCACGUCUGGGCGGAACCGCAGCCAAGCUCCUCCUCCGCGCGCGAUGGCCUGGCAACGGGCGCCGUGCCCCUUCGGGUAACCCUGGAGGGCGAGAGAGCGAGCCGGUUCCUCUUGGACGUGUCCAGUAGCAUCGAGGAAGGCGACGGCGUUGGUGGGGGUGGCGCAGACAGACACGACGACAGUAGUCACGCGGACCAGGGACGGCAAUGUGCGCCCUUCAAGGGGCUUACCCUUGACCUUUCGACUGGAACGGCGCAUGGAUGGGUCGCUGUCUUACCAUCGAGCAGGCCAACGGAGCCCCGAACCCCUCCAGACCUAGACCAUGAGGAUAGCACCCCCGUCUGCGCCUGCCCGGCCGUGGCCGCCCAGCGGCGACGGCGUCGGCGGCGUCGGCAGGCACGGGCAGCGGCGGCCGGAGAGGAAAACGGAUGCAAGCCGGAGGGGGAGGAGGGGGUGGUAGCCGGGGCGGAGGUACAGUUGUCGAUCUCCCUCUCGCCGGCCUGGGCCCGGAGGUUCAAUCGCCCGGUACUACCUCUGGAGUCUCUGCCCGCUCUCGUCCACAGUCCUCCUUACCAUGUCGCCGCCGUCGGAGCUACCCCUACUGUCGCCACUCCAACUCCUCCCACCGGCAGACUCGAAGGAGAAGGCCAAAAGCGAGCGGUGAUAGGCCGGAGCGGCGCGUGCAACGUCCGUCGCCUGCGAUUCGAAGUUGGCGUGGCCCGGGGCGGUGGUGAUCGCGAUACAGGGCGGCGGACCAUCAGAGAAGAAGAGAAGCGGGAGGAAAAUAGUGGCUCCAAGUUUACCGCAAACGAAGCCGAAGGAGCGACUGUCGAAGACUCCCACCUCGCCGGAGCGCCGGCAAGAAAACACAAGGGGGACUGUUGCGGGGGGCCAAUAAAUAUUUCACUUCCACCGCCGCCGUCCCCGCCGACGACUCCUGCUUCGUCAUGGCCGUCAUUGUCAUCAUCGCCAGUUGGCAACGCGGCAACGGUAUCGGGCAGUGACGGGGACGGCGCCACUAGCGGCCUGUCGAGCUGCAGCGCGAGCAGCGGCAGCGGCAGCACAGCAUGUGACGACGACGACGACGAACGCGGCAACGGGAUCAUCGAAGUGUGUGCCGCGGAGUCCGCCUCUCUGGGAGGGUUCUUCGGCACGGUCUGGGACUGUUCCUUGAAGAUGGGAGCGUUCCUGGCCGCCCUGGGCCCGGCCUCCCUGGAGGGCAAGAGGGUCGUCGAGCUCGGCGCCGCGACGGGAACGCUCUCCGCCCUGUGCGCGGCGCUUGGCGCUUCCGAGGUGGUGGCGACGGACACGAAGGACUUGCUUCCUCUGCUGACCUUCAACCUGGCGAGGAAUUCCUGCCCGGGUUCCCUGAACGUCGAGGCGUGUGAGUACGACUGGGGCUCGCCCGUCGGGCACCACCCAGCCCUCUCGCGGGGGGUUGGCUUCGACGUCGUGAUUUGCUCGGACCUCCUCUACGACCCGGCGGGGUGGGAGCCGCUCCUAGAGUCGCUGCGACAGCUGCUGGCCGCAGCAGGGGGGAGGCAGCGGCAGCCGGCGCGAGGACGGGGGGCCGCAGGCGCCGGGUCUUCCCCAACGCCGCCUUCGGCGCCGGCGGUCGUGUACCUCGCCCACCGGACGCGAAACCCGCAGGAGAGCGAGUUUUUCGACGCGCUGCUUGGACAGGAAGGGGGGAGGGGUCCCGCGGCGGAGGCGUCGCGACGGGGUGGCCCCCCCGAGGGCGGCGAGGAAGGCGUGCUGUCCUUCAGAUGCAGGAGGCUUUCGGAAGAGGGGGUGGGCGGGUGUCAUGAUGAAGGUUGCCGGGGGGGGGAGGGGCUUGUCUGGAGGGGAGGGUGUUUCCCCGAUGUCGCGCUGUAUGAGCUCUCGCCGGUGUUCGCUCGAUGA
Ectocarpus siliculosus is the source of this 2091-nucleotide messenger RNA. The record is from the annotation of a GenBank genome assembly. Lineage: Eukaryota; Phaeophyceae; Ectocarpales; Ectocarpaceae.